AGGAAUUCAUUCGAUCAACAUGCUCAAACUCGAGCUGGUGCCGGCCGCCGGUGACAAGCUCGUGCUCAAGCUCUCUCCUCCGCCGCCGCUUGCUGACAAGCAGGCGUCUCUGGCGGACAACACGGCCGUCGUCGACUCUGACGGAGGUAACGCCGUCGGCAUCCCCUCCGAGCCCGUCUCGCUCGAGGAUGGCAUCGACACCGGCACCGGCGGCACCUGCACCGCCAACACCGGCACUGGCAACGUCCCGUCCGAGGGCGAGCCCAGCCCGCUCAAGGACGGCAUUGACGCGGGCGGCGGCAACGUCGCGGGCGAGUCUUCGCCGAUGAAGUCCUUCGCGAAGGUCGGAGUCAUCUCCGAGUCGGUGUCGCCUUCGCUCCUCGGAGCGAAGGCGUGCGGCGUCAAGAACGUCAAGGACAUCCCCGUGGCAAAGUCUGGCACGGAGGACGUCCUCAAGAAGGACCCGGCCGCGGAAAAGGCGCCCGACGCGGGCGCGGUCGACUCGGACAAGGCCAAGGCCAUGUUCGCCGCCCACGAGCAGGGGCCGCCCGCCGUUUUCUGGUCCA
Molecule: messenger RNA, 566 nt
Organism: Emiliania huxleyi CCMP1516
Lineage: Eukaryota; Haptophyta; Isochrysidales; Noelaerhabdaceae
Exons: 4
Source: RefSeq, a predicted model, not a curated record